Lymnaea stagnalis (great pond snail) is the source of this 1446-nucleotide messenger RNA. The record is from the annotation of a GenBank genome assembly. NCBI's taxonomy places the organism in Eukaryota, Metazoa, Mollusca, Gastropoda, Lymnaeidae.
GGCUGAAGGAGAUCACAACUGACAGCGGAUAAUUGGCAGAGAAAGACUAAUAAUGUUCUGAUUUUUUUCAAGAAAAAAACUAUUUUAAUUCUGUUUGAAUUGUUUUAAUUAAUAUUGAUAAUGUUGACGGAUUCUCAGACCUCGGCUGCCAGGAUGUGUGCUUAAAUGGAAACGAGUCUUGGCAAAUAUUUUUGUGUUAGUUUUACAUUUUAAGAAAAGCAAUCCUCUUGACCGAGCUUGAAACUAAUGGGUGGUCCAAGUUGGGUGGCUAUGACGGAGUGGUCUGCGGUCCAAGUUUGGCUAUGACGGAGUGGUCUGUGAUCAAUGGUUUGUGAUUGGAUGCUGUUGAAGCUAUGUAUUAUAAAUGGUUGAUAUAAGAAGCAUUUCAUGAGUAGUUUUUAUAAGAGUCACUUGUAUAAGAGUCUGAGAAUGGUUGGUGUUUUAAGGGAAGUGUUACUAUGAACAGUUUUUAUUGAGGGUCCUGUCGUAUGGGUGGUUUUGAAUUGUUUUUACCAGAGUAAUUUCUUUUGAAUGGUUUAUAUUAAGAGCAAUAUCUUAAAAAAUGCUGUGGCUUUUUUAGAAAUGCUGUGGCUUUUUUAGAACAAUGUAUUAUAAAUGAAUUGUUUUAAAAGAGACGUAUUGUGAAAUAUUUUUUAAAAAAUGUCUUUUUAAUUGCGUUGCUUAAAGAGCCCUAACUGUGCUCUAAGCUGCACAGCACCUCAAAUACACUCUGCACUAGGCUGCACAGCACCUCAAAUACACUCUGCACUAGGCUGCACAGCACCUCAAAUACACUCUGCACUAGGCUGCACAGCACCUCAAAUACACUGCACUAGGCUGCACAGCACCUUAAAUACACUGCUGAGUCAAUAUCUUACAAAUCCUUGACCUCCUAAGGAAAGUUAACACUUUGAAGUGAGUUUUGAUUGUAAGGAGAUACUUUCUGUUCUGUGAACAAACCAUGAUAAAGGCAUCCACUGCAGAUUAUCAACUCAGCACAUCAAUGGUUUCACUGCAUGCAGCACAUGGGGUCAAUCAUGUAAAAACAAUGGCAUAUAUGACACCCACUGCUCAUCAAAUCAAUUCUAUUACCACAAUAGCAACAUCAAUCAAGCUGACAUCCACUGUUCAUCAACUCACCUUAAUUACUACCAUAGCAACAUCAAUCAAGCUGACAUCCACUGCUCAUCAACUCACCUCAAUUACCAGCAUAAGAUCGUCAAUCAAGCUGACAUCCACUGCUCAUCAACUCACCUCAAUUACCAGCAUAAGAUCAUCAAUCAAGCUGACAUCCACUGCUCAUCAACUCACCUCAAUUACCAGCAUAAGAUCAUCAAUCAAGCUGACAUCCACUGCUCAUCAACUCACCUCAAUUACCAGCAUUAGAUCAUCAAUCAAGCUGACAUCCACUGCUCAUCAACUCACCUCAAUUACCAGCAUAAGAUC